Trametes versicolor FP-101664 SS1 is the source of this 1338-nucleotide messenger RNA. Its product is annotated as kinase-like protein. The record is from RefSeq and is a predicted model, not a curated record. Gene Ontology annotation, molecular function: protein kinase activity; ATP binding. The transcript is spliced from 6 exons. Lineage: Eukaryota; Fungi; Basidiomycota; Agaricomycetes; Polyporales; Polyporaceae. Gene Ontology annotation, biological process: regulation of mRNA processing; spliceosomal complex assembly; protein phosphorylation. The coding region runs from base 1 to 1338 and encodes 445 amino acids.
AUGCCUGACAUUGUGCGACCUGCCGCUACACCUCCGGCCUCUGCCAUCUCGCGCUCGGACGCGCCGCUGCCGACCGGCCCCUGCAUCUCGUCAGGCUCGAACGCCCACCUGGCACCCACCACUUCGGACCCAUCCUUUGACCUUCUCCGCAUCGCCUUCCACGAGGAGCCUUACACUCUGAGUCCGCUGGAGGGGCCGUAUGGAUACUUUCCCAUGCGGCUCGGUCAGAAGCUGCGCCAGGGCAAAUAUGAGAUCGUGCGCAAACUCGGAUAUGGUACAAACUCAAGCGUGUGGCUCGCCAAAGAAACAACGCCUGAUGGGCAUCGUUACAUCGUGCUCAAAAUCAUGUCGGUAUACACCACACAGGUCGAAAUCCGCCAGCUGAGCCACGAGGCUGCAGUCGCCCGGAGCAUGGUCACAUUUCAGAAGUCUGACCAGGCGCAUCCCGGCUAUCGUCACUGCGCAAUCAUUGGAAGGACCUUUUUUGAGAAUAGCGCACAUGGUGAACAUCUUUGCUCGCUUUACGCUCCGUACGGCACAACAUUGGACGAUCUUCUUGAGACCUCUCCAACCGGCCGUCUUCCGCUUCCCGCGGUGAAGACGAUUACGAGGCAAGUACUUCUGGCCCUCAGCUUUCUGGAAUACAAGCUUCAGAGGGUGCACACAGACGUCAAGGCGGCGAACAUUCUCCACCACCCGCGUGCCCCCACUGAGCAGAUUGACCGCUUCCUCGCGGACAGCCCGGUGCAGAUGUAUGCGGACACGCCCCCGAUCGAUCCGCGCAUAUCGCCAGAUCCCAUUCCGGCCCUGCGGUCGCAGCCGCUCCCCAACUUCGGGCUGGACUCGUCGUAUGCGAACAUUGAUAUCAAGCUCAUCGACUAUGACAGCGCUAUACGCGCAGAGGAUAUCCGCGUGGACACACUUAUCUGUACGCCGACUGAGAUCCGCGCUCCCGAGAUGCUACUCGGGCAUGCGUGGUCGUACCCCGUCGAGGUUUGGGCGGUUGGCUGCCUGGUAUUCCAUUUGCUCACGCAUGAAGCGGUGUUUCCCCCUUAUACCCGAGAUGAUCAGCUAGCGCUUGUCUACGAUCGUCUCGGGCCGUUUCCCGUGGAUUUCGUGCAGCGCUGCACGAAAGGACACCAAUAUAUCGAUGACCGAGGUGAGCACGGCGCCGGGGGUCAAGGCACCCUCGAGACAAGAUUCGCGACCUCGUCUCACGGUUUGAGCGAGCAGGACGUCAACGACACCUGCCGUUUCUUGCGCAGGUGCCUCACAAUUGAUCCUUUGUCUAGACCCACGAUCGCCCAGUUAUUGGAGGAUAUGUGGCUCACGACUUGA